CCGAGCCCGCCGCCGCCAUGCCCAAGGUGGUGUCCCGCUCCGUGGUGUGCUCCGACACCCGCGACCGCGAGGAGUACGACGAUGGCGAGAAGCCGCUGCACGUCUACUACUGCCUGUGCGGGCAGAUGGUGCUGGUGCUCGAUUGCCAGCUGGAGAAGCUGCCGAUGCGGCCGCGGGACCGCGCCCGCGUGAUGGACGCGGCCAAGCACGCCCACAAGUUCUGCAACGCCGAGGAGGAGGAGAGCGUCUUCCUGCGCAGACCCGAAGGCAUAGAGCGGCAGUUCAGGAAGAAGUGUGGCAAGUGUGGACUGCUGCUCUUUUAUCAACACCAACAGAAAAAUGCUCCUGUGACGUUCAUUGUUGAUGGUGCUGUGGUCAAAUUUGGCCAGGGUUUUGGGAAAACAAACAUAUAUACUCAGAAACAAGAACCUCCUAAAAAGGUGAUGAUGACCAAACGGACCAAAGACAUGGGCAAGUUCAGUUCUGUCACAGUCUCCACAAUUGAUGAAGAGGAGGAGGAGAUUGAAGCGAGGGAGAUCGCAGACUCGUACGCACAGAACGCAAAAGUGAUUGAGAAGCAGCUGGAACGCAAAGGCAUGAGCAAGAAAAGGCUACAAGAGUUGGCUGAGUUGGAAGCCAAGAAAGCCAAGAUGAAAGGAACCCUCAUUGAUAACCAAUUCAAAUGAAAUGCUGUGUAUCUGCUGGCUAUUUGGAGACAGGAGAGAACUACCAAGAGCUAUCACAGUUCUGUCAACAAAGCAGAAGUAACAGACAGCGUUCAAGAGUUGCACUGUGCUGCAGCCAGCUUGGAGGAUGAGAACCUCUCUGGAUCCCUCUGUAUAAGUGAUACUCUGGGUACCAGUCUUAACUCCAGUGGCACUGGAGACUUUGCUCAAACUGCAGUUCUCUACAGACCCAGUGUUAUGAGCAGGCUGUUCCAGGUAGAAUAUUUACUUUCAAGAAAAUCUUUGCUGGGUGCCUUCCCAAGUUCACCUUUAGAUCCUGUCUUUUUAUUUGUAGUUUUCAAAUGUGUUUCCUUGAGUACAUUAGGAUGGUGAGUAACUGUACAACAAAGAAAUCCUUACAAAAGUAAGCUCUAUGCCUGUUGUUCAUGUUGCUAUUUUAAACAUAUCCAAAAGGUGCAGCAGCCUGAGCUAUGCCAUUCCAACACAGUCUGGAACGACUGGGAUGCAAGGCUUGGGCAUGGUGCUGCUCCAGAGGCAGCCAGCACAGACUGGGCUGCUGCACUGCAGUCUCAGCUCCUGCUGAACUCCUAAGGCUGCAGUUGUACAGAAUUACAGUCACAACAGACACAUACCAGAGUGUAAAAUGCAAGCCUGUUUUAAACUAUUGUAAAUAAAACCUGCUACUAAUGAGUUCAAAUACAUGGUUGGAAGUUACUGAUACAGCCAGUGAUCAUUAAAGAAUACAACUGCACAUCUGAACUAGCCCAUUGGGCAAAACAGUAUCAGUAUUUGGAGCUGUGAAAUGUGAAGGAAAAAUUGUUUUGAAUUUACUGACCACUAAGGGCUUGGAUAGACAACAUUACACACCAGUUUUUAAAGUACCUUGUUUGGGUAAUAGUACUUUGUGCCUCUUGCAUUAUGUAAUAACAGUGCUCUCUAGCCCAUGUCUUCAUUGCUCUAUAUUGGAUUAAAGGUCAUGUUACAGAUUUGAACUAAAAUACCUCUCCUGAGAUGUUCUUCCUCUACCAAGUAAAUGCAUCACAAAAUGCAAGCAAUGAACAGGAUGCUUCAAUCUCCCACAAUUAUUAUGGAAAACUUCCUAUAAUCAAUAAAGAUUUUCCAUCUGGCUUUAUAGCCCUGACUGGGAAAACUCA
This is a messenger RNA of Motacilla alba alba, 1840 nucleotides long. It is a transcript of the gene STEEP1, whose product is annotated as STING1 ER exit protein 1. The record is from RefSeq and is a predicted model, not a curated record. The transcript has 7 exons. NCBI's taxonomy places the organism in Eukaryota, Metazoa, Chordata, Aves, Passeriformes, Motacillidae. The coding region runs from base 18 to 686 and encodes 222 amino acids.